AUGCCAACUCUCGAAACCUACCAAGACGUCUAUAUAUGGCACUAUGUACCGAGCCUACCCCUCGCUGCUACUUUUGCCUCUCUAUUUGGUCUUACAACUGCAGCCCAUGUCUGGAAAAUGAACAGAAAGAAGAUGUGGUUUUGUCUCCCUUUUGCUUUUGGCGGAAUCAGCGAAGCGAUCGGCUAUGCUAUGCGAGCAGCUUCGACAUACAACACGGGCAACUUGAUAUUAUACGUUCUGCAAAGCGUUUUUCUCGUCAUACCCCCAGUAUUCUUCGCGGCAACGCUGUAUAUGGUAUAUUCUCGCAUCAUCAGAGCAGUCCACGGAGAGCUAUUCUCCUUAAUCACCCUCCGCUGGGCCACAAAACUUUUCGUCACGGGCGACAUACUGUGUCUCUUAAUUCAGGGAAAUGCCUCUGGGCUGUUGGCCAACUCAGAAACCACCCUGACUGGCGAUUACAUUAUCAUAGCCGGACUGGUUUUGCAAAUCAUCAUUUUUGUCUGCUUUAUCGUUUGUUGUGUGAAAUUCAACAGGAGGUUUCGGGUACAUAUGGCUGAGACUGGGGAUCUGAACGAUAUACCUUGGCAAGCAUGUCUCAAUAUGCUAUACUUUACAUCGACGGCUAUCCUCGUGAGGAAUAUCUUUCGGGUUGUGGAGUUUUCUAUGCAAUCAGUGAACGGGACCGGCUAUCUUGUCACUACCGAAUGGCCGCUGUAUGUGUUUGAUGCUGCAUUGAUGCUUCUAGUAAUGAUUGGCUUCUUUGUACGGUAUCCGAGUCAACUGCAAAGUAGGCCAAGAGGCCUUGGGAUGGAUCAUGCGACAGGUGGUGCGCCUUCUGAGGAUAGGAACCAUGUGUCCAGUUCCGAUAGCUUUUGCGAAAUGCAGGUUCUCUUUGGGACGAGGUUGGAGCCGAAGGAGAGAGUGGGAUGA
This is a messenger RNA of Penicillium canescens, 930 nucleotides long. Its product is annotated as RTA1 domain-containing protein. The record is from RefSeq and is a predicted model, not a curated record. Gene Ontology annotation, cellular component: membrane. The transcript has 2 exons. NCBI's taxonomy places the organism in Eukaryota, Fungi, Ascomycota, Eurotiomycetes, Eurotiales, Aspergillaceae. Bases 1 to 930 code for a protein of 309 amino acids.